Messenger RNA from Lepus europaeus (European hare), 381 nucleotides. Its product is annotated as uveal autoantigen with coiled-coil domains and ankyrin repeats-like. Gene Ontology annotation, molecular function: actin binding. Bases 1 to 381 code for a protein of 126 amino acids. The transcript is spliced from 3 exons. NCBI's taxonomy places the organism in Eukaryota, Metazoa, Chordata, Mammalia, Lagomorpha, Leporidae. The record is from RefSeq and is a predicted model, not a curated record.
AUGAGGAAGUCUGUGAGGAGGUUUUGCAUGCCAAAAAGAAAGAAAGAGCUGCCCACAAAAGAAGAGAAGGAAUUUCUACAUUUCAACCUGGAGCAGGAGAUCAGGGAUCAGAAGGGAGGAUGCGAUUGGUUCCUAACAACAGUCACAGAGCUGCAGAGAAUUCAAGAAUCUGCUAAACAACUUGAAGCCAAAGAUGACAAGAUAACUGAACUGCUUAAUGAUGUCGAAAGGCUGAAGCAGGCACUCCAUGGCCUUUCCCAACUCACCCACAUGAGCGGGAGCCCCACCAAGAGGCAGAGCCAGCUCAUUGACAGUCUGCAGCACCAGGUGAAAUCCCUGCAGCGGCAACUGGCUAUGCCGAGAGACAGCACCAAGAAGUAA